Messenger RNA from Stegastes partitus (bicolor damselfish), 1728 nucleotides. Its product is annotated as elongation of very long chain fatty acids protein 7-like. Gene Ontology annotation, molecular function: fatty acid elongase activity. The record is from RefSeq and is a predicted model, not a curated record. Gene Ontology annotation, cellular component: endoplasmic reticulum membrane; endoplasmic reticulum. NCBI's taxonomy places the organism in Eukaryota, Metazoa, Chordata, Actinopteri, Pomacentridae. Gene Ontology annotation, biological process: fatty acid elongation, saturated fatty acid; fatty acid elongation, polyunsaturated fatty acid; very long-chain fatty acid biosynthetic process. The coding region runs from base 131 to 1015 and encodes 294 amino acids. The transcript has 8 exons.
UGAGUAGCGGCGGAGACACACCUGUUGGGAGGCGGCAGGUGAAUCAGGAGUUUGGAUACGGAUAGUUCGACGGACCAAAGGGAUUUUCACUGAGGCCCAGCUGCACGAAAAGGUGAACUGCAAGAAAAAGAUGGAAUUUGAUAACAUUAAGUCCUCAGCUGCACUCAUUUACGAUGAGUUCAUCCAAAAAGCAGACUUGCGGACGGCCGACUGGCUGCUCAUGUCGUCUCCUCUGCCCCAGACCAUCAUCAUCGCAGCGUACAUUUACUUUGUCACGUCGCUGGGGCCGCGGAUAAUGGAGAACCGCAAAGCCUUCGACCUCAAAGGCGUCCUCAUCGUCUACAACUUCGGCGUGGUCGCUCUCUCGCUUUACAUGUGCUAUGAGUUUGUGAUGUCAGGAUGGGGAACGGGAUACUCUUUUCGCUGUGAUCUGGUCGACUACUCUAAUUCACCACAAGCUAUGAGGAUGGCAGCAACAUGCUGGCUUUACUACUUCUCAAAGUUCAUCGAGAUGCUGGACACGAUUUUCUUUGUGCUGAGGAAGAAGAACAGCCAGGUGACAUUUCUCCAUGUCUACCAUCACUCCAUCAUGCCCUUCACCUGGUGGUUCGGGGUCCGUUUCGCUGCAGGUGGACUGGGGACAUUCCACGCUCUGCUCAACUGUGUUGUUCAUGUUAUCAUGUACUCGUACUAUGGGCUGACUGCUAUGGGCCCCAAGUACCAGAAGUACCUGUGGUGGAAGAAAUACCUCACUACCAUCCAGCUGAUCCAGUUUGUUAUGGUGACCAGCCACAUCUCCCAGUAUUUCUUCAUGAAAGACUGCCCCUACCAGUUCCCCAUCUUUAUCUACAUCAUCGGGCUGUACGGCCUGAUUUUCCUGUUUCUCUUCCUCAACUUCUGGUACCACGCCUACACAAAGGGCAAGAGGCUGCCUAAAGUGCUGCAGGCUCAGACUUGGGCGCACCACACCAACGGAGUUAUGAAUGGAAACGCCGGCCACGACAAGGAUGAGUGACGCAGGACUCUGGUUGAUCAGGGGUUUCAGGGUUGACCUCAUUUUACGUAAGCAAACCACUGUGGUAGUCUUGAGAUUCAACCCCAAUUUGGCUGGGCUGUAUUUUUUGAUUGCUUUUCUAUGUGUGACUGCAAACAGACAAUCUUUAAAUUAUGACCAAAGUAAUAUUUAAGAAGUUUAUUGAACCAAGCUGAAGGGUUUUAUUUAACUUUUUUUUUUGUUUAUACUGAAGGUAAAGCCCAAGUUCUGCUAUGGAGAUUCCAAAAUAUCCAUCCCUUUUCUGCUGCACUAUGGUUAAAAAAAAAAACAAUUUUAAGUCUCCACCAUUUACACGGAUUAGGAGGGUUGACCUACGGUACGCCUGCAGGGCCCUCAGCUGUACAGUCGCACUGGGCCUCCUCAAAAAGCUUCUAAUGCUAAGAUCAUUUUAUUUCUCUUUGUGACUUGAUCUUACUUCUCGGAAGACUUUUUUAGGAAAUCCAGUGCAGUUUUUUUUUAAAGUUGUGCACUGAAAAGUUAAAGGUUGUUAAUUUCACUCGGCUUAAAAUGUUGACUUUUUUUUUUAAAACAGUGUUUAGGCUACACAUGUCCUGUUGUUCAGGUCCUUGUUUAAAUGGUUACACGCAUGCAGAGCCGGGGUUUUUGUUAAGUUUUUAAAAAGAAAACACACGCAUGCCCACAUCUCUGUGGCUCGAGUCACAGCUGCUGCUGAU